AUGGGAAACGAAGCUUCGACGCCGAUUCCGUACAAUGUACAGGCCGAAUGGCGCAAGCUGGUGAGCGGAUCGCCCGCAGUGCCUGCUGGACGCGAGGGCCAGGUAGCGGCCUCGUGGGAAAACAAAUUGUACAUCUUUGGAGGGGGCUCGAGCGGCGGAACCCAACGGGCCGACAUGUGGACCUUCGACCUGGACUCGUCUGAGUGGAAGGAGGUCACCACGAGCGGCAAUGCCCCCUCCGCACGCACGGGCGCCUGCGCUGCGGUUGUCGAUGGCCACAUGUUCGUCUUUGGCGGCAUGGACAUGGAGCGAGGCUUCCUCGACGACUUCUACUGCUUCAACAUCGCCGAGGGGACGUGGGAGCAGGUGCAAGGCUCCGGAGAGGGACCCACGCCGAGGGACAAGAGCGCGCUCUAUUUCUUUGGCGGAUUCGGACCGGUCGAGGCCGAAGUGGAAAUGCCCGAUCGCGAUGAAGCGUCGACGAACGCGGGCGAGGACGGCGCCGAUGACGAGGGUGAGGAGGAUGAGUACGAGGACGAAGGACCCGCCAUGAGCUUCAACUGGUUCGACGAUCUGUUUGUCUACGACACGGAAUCGAAGGCCUGGCAGCAAGUACAGGCCAGCGGUGACAUUCCUUCGCCUCGCGCUGCAUUCGGGAUGGACGUCGUGGGUGGCUCCAUCUACGUUUUCGGCGGCAGAGACACCACCAAGAGGCAGAACGAUCUCUACGUGCUUGAUACCACGACCAACACUUGGACCAAGCCUUCGGUGUCUGGCGCGGUACCUGCGGAGCGUUCCUUCCACAGCUUCACAUCGCUCGCGCCGGCCGGCAAGCAGCAGCUGGUGCUCUUUGGCGGGCUCUCCUCCACCAACGCCCUGCUCGACGAUGUUCACGUCUUCGAUAUCGCUACGUCCGCUUGGGUGCAGCCGACCAUCGCUGCCAACGACAGCAGGAUCAACGCGCGCCGCUUCCAUUCGGCCGUGCUUCACAACAGGUCGUUGGUGGUGUUCGGCGGGUCGAGCAAUUUCAGUCCCGACACGCAGGAGUGCCUCACCUUCCACAGUGACACAUUCGCGCUCGAUCUCGGCCCCGUCUUGGAAGCGGCGCCGGUCACCAUUCCGCCGCCGGCAACAGCUGCCGCCAGCACCUCUUCUUCGUCUUCUUCCUCCUCCUCCGCGGCCCCGUCUGUGAGCUUCAUAUCUUCGUCGGCUUCGACAGAAGGAGGAGCUGCCGGUGACGCCACGAGAGGGAAGAAGAGAAAGAGCGACGAGAUCGAAAAGGGCGAGAAGAACGAGGAACCAGAAGGCCACGGCGGAGAAAAGGAAGCAGAGGAAGAGAAGAAGAGGGAGUGA
Molecule: messenger RNA, 1353 nt
Organism: Acanthamoeba castellanii str. Neff
Lineage: Eukaryota; Discosea; Longamoebia; Acanthamoebidae
Product: kelch domain containing 1, putative
Exons: 11
Coding region: 1-1353 (450 amino acids)
Molecular function (GO): protein binding
Source: RefSeq, a predicted model, not a curated record